Messenger RNA from Papaver somniferum (opium poppy), 1512 nucleotides. RefSeq names its product putative ETHYLENE INSENSITIVE 3-like 4 protein. Lineage: Eukaryota; Viridiplantae; Streptophyta; Magnoliopsida; Ranunculales; Papaveraceae. Bases 1 to 1512 code for a protein of 503 amino acids. The record is from RefSeq and is a predicted model, not a curated record. Gene Ontology annotation, molecular function: DNA binding; DNA-binding transcription factor activity. Gene Ontology annotation, cellular component: nucleus. The transcript has a single exon.
AUGGAAAGUUUCAAUGAAGAAGAAUACUCCACAAGUAUUGAUGUUAAGGAAAAAGCCGAGGAUAAGGAAGAAGUUGAAGAAGAAGAAGAUAGAGAUGACGAAGAGGAGGAGAUUUGCAUUGAUGAGUUGGAGAACAGGAUGUGGAUGGACAAGUUACUGCUUCGAAAACUUAAGCAAAAGGAGAGUAAGAAACUUGGCACAGAUGAGGAUGGACUAUCCAACUCGAAGGCGAUAGUCAAACAAGAGCAAUCACGCCGAAAGAAGAUGUCAAGAGCUCAAGAUGCAAUUCUCAAAUACAUGAUAAAGACAAUGGAUGUAUGUGACGCGCAAGGCUUUGUGUACGGAAUCAUACCUGCAAGAGGGAAACCAGUAACCGGUUCAUCUAAUAAUUUACGUGCAUGGUGGAAAGAGAAAAUUAAGUUCCAUAAGACUGCUCCAGAAGCCAUUGCUAAACUGAUAUCCCCAGUUACAACACAACUAGAUGUUGAAAACGAGGCAUUGGUCACUUCUUACAUGCAUCAUCUUCAGCACUUGCAAGAUACCACUCUGGGUUCUCUUUUAUCAGCUUUGAUGCAACAUUGUGUACCUCCACAGAAGAAAUUUCCGUUGGAAAAGGGUAUAUGUCCUCCUUGGUGGCCUACUGGGGAAGAACCAUGGUGGGGAGAGCAGGGACUUUUGGCUAAAGAAGAGGGUCCCCCGCCAUAUAGGAAACCGCAUGACCUGAAAAAAGCCUGGAAAGUGAGUACUUUAACUGCUGUUAUCAAACAUAUGUCACCUGAUUUUAAGAAUGUUAGAAGGCUUGUUGUACAGUCUAAGUGUCUUCAAAAUAAGAUGACCGCAAAAGAGACUCUUACUUGGUCCAAUAUUGUGACUCAAGAAGAAGCUCUAUGCGAUCAUCUCAAUGAUUCUCUUAAUAUUUCAUGUUCUUCAGCUAUGAAAGAAAAGGAAGAGGAGGAUGAUUUCAACAGCAUUCAUUCAAUUAUCAGCGAUGAAGUAGAACGAGAUGGGUUUAGUAUGAGUUACGGAGAGAAGAGAAAACCGGAAAUCGAUCAUCAACUGGAAGUUGAUCUUAUUUACACUUGCCAGAACAAGGAGUGUCCACAGAGUGUUAUGGAGUUUGGUUUUGCUCACAAGAACACCAGGACUGAUCAUGAAUCUGUAUGCGUUUAUCGGGCUGAGAAUAAUGCGAUUAAUUUUGCAUCAACAAGUGAUGAAAGGCAUGUAGAUCGGAUGUUGCAUAAAAGUAGCUCAGGAGGGUCUAGUACUGGUAGUAAUACAACACCUACCAGUGAGCUUCAGGAAGUGCUUGCCGAUGUAGCAGGCAAUAAUGGAAUUCCAGGUGGCCAGCAAGGUAGAGUUGAAGAUCAUCCUUAUAUAGAAGUAGCAUUUGAGAGGCAAAGAGAAGAAAUUACACCAACUUAUGGUACAGACAUAGAAGAGAUUCUAUCACAAAAUCAAGAAGAAACCUCAAUCUGGGAUAUGAAAUUUGUCUGGGAUUUGGAUGAGAACUGA